This is a messenger RNA of Caenorhabditis elegans, 1459 nucleotides long. It is a transcript of the gene F55A11.7, whose product is annotated as RING-CH-type domain-containing protein. Lineage: Eukaryota; Metazoa; Nematoda; Chromadorea; Rhabditida; Rhabditidae. The transcript has 7 exons. The record is from RefSeq and is marked reviewed. The coding region runs from base 1 to 1188 and encodes 395 amino acids.
AUGGACGCGGAGGCAUAUUUUCCCGCCGACAUCUCCGUUGUCCCACGCGAUGAAACGAAUGUGACGGCGCCGACAACCGAAGAGGAGAAAAAAGCUGCUUCAGUACCGAUGACAUCGCUAAUGAAUGGACGACGGCGACGCGAUCCGACCCUUUUGUCAACAAUUUUAGAAGUGCCAUCAACGUCAAGCCUUCUUCCUGCCGACGCAUCGAUCUUCUGCCUGUUAUGCCAAAAUAAAAUCAGACCAACAUCACCGAACUUUGUGAAGCCCUGUCAGUGUCCAUUAGUGUUUGUCCAUACUACGUGUGCAAUAGACAACGAGGCUUUCUUCGGUACAAAUUGUACUCAAUGUCAUCAAAUGUAUCGUCCUGAGCAGGCAACUCCCCGCCAAUCUCCGACCAAGACUACAAGACCCGUUUUCACGACAAAAACACCGACGAAAACAAGUUUACCAUAUAAUUUGGAAUCCGGCACCUCGUGUGUAUUGUGCCUCAAUCAAAAAUAUCAAAAUCCAGAAUGGUCUGAACAGAAUGAUGCCAAAUUAAUUCGCCCUUGUUUUUGCGGAACAUUAGUUCAUCACGGAUGUAUCACUGAACGUCUGAAAUUGGAAAAGACGUGUCAAUGGUGUGAAGUCAAAUAUCGCUAUUUCAAAUAUGGGUCGUUCGUCGAUUUCUGUCGUCGAUACUACAUUCAACAUUUGUGCUAUGUUUUUCUUUUCGCAUUCGUGUUAACUAUGUUUGGAAUCGCUUUUCAUGGAUCGUUGAUUUUUCACGAAACUGUCGAGUUUGCGACUAUCGUGCUCUCAGUUCUCGCAUUCUUCUUCUUUGUCCUCUUCGUUGGUGCAUGCAUAUUCACAAUCAAUCACACAAUUGUGACUCGUCUUCCUCGAUUCAGAAGACGCUAUGGGAAUAUUACUGUCGUACCAUACGAUCCCGAUGUUCGUUCGAAAAAGGAAGUGCUCAGAUCUCUGAAGGCAGCACAGAGUGAAUCGUUCAAUGAACGAGAGAAUACUCCAUUGAAUCCACCGAAGAAUCUGACUGAUAUGUCAUUGGAAGCAAUAAGAUCGGAUUCGGGUGAUUUAUCGAUCGGCCAACAAAUGUUCGGAAUAACUUCAAAUGCUCGGAUAUUCUCAUCGACUCCACUGACACACAAAACAAAAAUGUCGGUUUUUGGUAACAGUGAAGCGUAGGUCUCGAUCAUUGUUCUUGUUAUAUAUGUUCAUUAAUUGUGAUGCCCACUCCCACCACCCCUUCUAUUGCUCACAUUUCUUUUCUGUAAUAUAAGUAUUAACAGUCACUUGGCCAAGGAUUUCUCGCAGAGCACAUUGCCUAGCUGGCUGUAGAUAUUUUAACAAAACCCCCUCCCCCAUUUGCAUCUUACACUUCUAGUUUCAGUUCUGACCAUCAUGUCAAAUCCGGUUCAUAAACUGGUCAAUUUAUUUUAAACAAAAAAUGAACACU